Panicum virgatum (switchgrass) is the source of this 768-nucleotide messenger RNA. RefSeq names its product leucine-rich repeat protein 1-like. NCBI's taxonomy places the organism in Eukaryota, Viridiplantae, Streptophyta, Magnoliopsida, Poales, Poaceae. The transcript has 8 exons. Gene Ontology annotation, molecular function: protein binding. The coding region runs from base 19 to 768 and encodes 249 amino acids. The record is from RefSeq and is a predicted model, not a curated record.
UCAGGUUCUCGAUCAGCCAUGACAGCUCAAUUUGCAGCGGCGGCAGCGGUCCUGAUCAGUUGCCUCAUUGCUCUUGCAACACUUGCAAGCAGCAACUCUGAAGGUGACAUACUGUACAAGCAAAGGCAGGUUUGGAAGGACACAAACAAUGUGCUGCUGAGCUGGGAUCCAACCCUUGUCAACCCCUGCACCUGGUUUCAUAUCACCUGCAACAAUGAUAACGCUGUCAUCCGUGUGGAUUUGGGGAACGCAGGCAUCUCAGGGCCUCUGAUUCCAGAUCUGGGAGGACUGCAGAACCUCCAGUACCUCGAGUUGUAUGACAACAGCCUGAGCGGUACAAUACCAGCAACGCUGGGUAACCUGACUAAACUUGUCAGCUUGGAUCUUUAUGAAAACCAGCUUACUGGACCAAUACCGGCUACACUUGGCGCCAUCGGCACCCUGCGAUAUCUGAGGUUGUAUGAGAAUAAGCUAACCGGGGCUAUACCAACGUCUUUGGGCAAUCUAAUUAACCUACUGGAACUGAAACUUCAGAACAAUGCCCUGAGUGGCUCUAUUCCGUCGUCUCUUGGCAACAUCAAAACGUUGCAGUUCCUGAAGUUGAACCAGAACAUGUUGUCCGGUACAGUUCCAUUGGAAAUCCUUUCUCUUAUCAUUUCUGGGAAUUUGACCGAGCUAAAUAUUGCAAAGAACGACUUGGCUGGCACAAUCAAAUCAUCAGGAUUCAGAGUGACGGCGAUUAUCCAGGACAAGCUGAAGACUGCAUGA